Messenger RNA from Trichomonas vaginalis G3, 1076 nucleotides. RefSeq names its product phage tail repeat-like family. NCBI's taxonomy places the organism in Eukaryota, Parabasalia, Trichomonadida, Trichomonadidae. The record is from RefSeq and is a predicted model, not a curated record. The annotation marks the transcript as partial. The transcript has a single exon.
AUGUCAAAUGAAACAGCGUCUAUGAGAGAAAUACAACACAACCGACAACUCAUUAUACAAGCUCUAAAUAAGAACACAACAAACUUUUCAAACUAUUCUAAGAUAUCUGAGUCAUUGAAAGAAGGAAACUUAAAACUGACAUUAAACCCAAUGACAGAUGAGUUUCUGUUUCAAGACAAUAAGAACCAUACUGUCUGUAUAAAUCCAACAAAAGGAACUUUAAACGAGAAACCUAUAAAUGAACUUCUUUUGAAAGCAGAUGUUGACAACAAAGCUGACAAAGAAUAUGUCAUUGAAAAAGCAAAAGAACAUGACAGAGCAGAUGCAACAUAUGCAACGAAAGAACAUACUCAUCCUGAACUAGCAGACAAAACAUAUGUUGACAAUAAAAUGUCAAGUGAAGUGACAAGAGCUGAAAACGAAUAUUCUAAAAAGACUCAUACACAUUCUAUAUCUGAAAUAACAGACUUAAACGUUAGCCUUGAAAAUAAGGUAGAUAAGGGACUUAUGGCUAGUGCGUUAGAGAAGAAAGCAGAUAAGGAAUAUGUUAACGAAAAAGAUAAAGAAAUUAUAGAAAGGGUUGACUGGUACCAUGAAUGGACAUCGAAGACUUUUAAAGUUAAAGCCGAUACAGGAUGGGUUUCAGGAUGUUUAGACCUUAAAGCAGAUAAAACUUAUGUUAACGAUGAGUUAGAGAAGAAAGCAAAUAAGAACCAUACACAUACAAGUUUUACAACUGUUGCUAUAGAAAGUAUUGAAGGAACGGUUGAAGAAACUGGUGGGGAUGUAUUAUAUUGUAAACCUCCUAACUUUCCACAAGGUUUAACAUCGGAUGACGACAUAACGACGAUGAGAAACAUUAGAUGUAAAGAUGUUUAUGUCAUGAAGGAUGAACAUAAUAUUAAAUUCACUGCUCAAGAUUUAUAUGACAAGAAAGCAGACAAAACAGAGCUUCAAACAUUAAAGACAGAAAUGCUUCAAACAUUAUAUCCUAUAGGCUCUAUUUAUACGUCAAUGAACUCUACCAGACCAGAAACAGUUCUGGGUUUUGGAACUUGGACUCAAAUAGUCGACAG